UGGUUGCCAUGGUUUCGAGUCGAUAUAUAGGACACUUUGAUCUUGUAAUCUAUUACGUAGUAUACCUACUGGUAUAAAAUUUUCUAAAAUCGUAUAAAAAUUUUCAAUUUCUAUAAUUUCAGUAUGGCUGUAAAUAAAGUGGAACCUCUGUGGCAAGAUAGAGACAUAAAAUUUGAUCUCUCACCUGCAGAAAUGCAGUUUCAUUCUGGUGAAAAGUUGAUUGAUAAAUUAGAUUCUGUUGAAGACACCAAAGGAAAUAGUGGUGAUGCAGGAAAACUUUUUAUUACAAAUCUCCGGCUUAUUUGGCAGUCUUAUGUGAAACCUCGUGUAAGUUUAUCAGUUGGUUUCAAUUGUGUAACCAAUAUGUCAACACGAACUGUCAAUUCAAAACUUAGAGGUAUGACUGAAGCAUUAUAUAUUCUCACCAAAGUACAUAGUACGAGAUUUGAAUUCAUUUUCACAAAUUUAAUACCUGGUACAAGUAGACUCAUGACAUCUGUUAUGAGUGUUUAUAAAGCUUAUAAUUCUAGUAAAUGGUACAGAGAGCUGAAAUUAAGAGGAAGUGUUGUUCAAAGUAAACAACUGAAAGUAUUACCUCAAGAACAAAUUUACAGUAAAGUGAAUGGAGUGUGGAACUUAUCCAGCGAUCAAGGAAAUUUAGGAACAUUUUUCAUAACAAAUAUACGCCUUGUAUGGCAUGCAAAUAUGAAUGAAUUAUUUAACAUUAGUAUACCUUACAUACAGAUCGUUUCUUUGAAAGUCAGGGAAUCAAAAUUUGGAAUGGCUCUUGUGGUGGAAAGCUCUGAAAAUAGUGGUGGUUAUGUACUAGGAUUUAAAAUAGAUCCUCUUGAACGACUUCAAGAAGUAUUUAAAGAAAUUUCCAGCUUAUAUCAAGUCCAUAGUACUAAUCCUAUUUUAGGAGUUGAUUUUUUCAUUGAAGAGAAAGUUAUAGCUGAUAAUGAAGUUCCACAGUGCCCUCCAUUAGAUGAAGAUGUUGAAAUAAUAAAUACAAAAGAAUGUGAUACUUUUGCUGCUUAUUUUGCUGAUGAAAAUCAUAUACGAGAUCGAGAACCUGUAUAUUGUGAAGAACUUGGACUAGCAGUAGAAAAAAUAAAAGAUGGUUUCACAAUGAGUAGUUUGUGGGAGGUUAUACCCAGCUCCUGAAAUUUUUUUUUAAUUCCUUUAAUGCACAAACUUCACUUUAAUAGAACUUCUACUAAUUAUUGCAUGAAAUUUAAUUUUAAAUAUAUUUCAGAAUUAUAGCACAGAUAAAAAUUAAAUAUUAUAAUGUUAUUACACUACUGUUUAAAUUCUUUAUUAUAUAAAUAAUAUUAGUAAAAAUUUUUAUUCAUUAAUUCUAUUAAUGAAUUUUUUUGUAUUGUUCAUUUAAGAUGCAAGAUUAAUGUCAUUACUAGUUUAAAGCAAUAACUGAUUAUAAUUUCAGAUUGUGCAAUUUUCAUUAUGUCUGCUGUAUCUUUCUCCUGUUUUUCUCGCAUCAUGUUAAAUUACAUCUAUGUCAGUUCUGUUGUAUUUGUUAAUUUUAUUAAAAUGUUUUAAGGAAGAUAAAUGCUCAUAAUAAAAUAUAUAUCA
This is a messenger RNA of Argiope bruennichi, 1590 nucleotides long. It is a transcript of the gene BBS5, whose product is annotated as Bardet-Biedl syndrome 5 protein homolog. The transcript has a single exon. Bases 124 to 1164 code for a protein of 346 amino acids. Gene Ontology annotation, molecular function: phosphatidylinositol-3-phosphate binding. NCBI's taxonomy places the organism in Eukaryota, Metazoa, Arthropoda, Arachnida, Araneae, Araneidae. The record is from RefSeq and is a predicted model, not a curated record. Gene Ontology annotation, biological process: cilium assembly; intracellular transport. Gene Ontology annotation, cellular component: BBSome; ciliary basal body.